AUGCUCUUCCUCGUCGGCAAUACCACCACAGGAGCCUUCAACGUUUUCAGCACCUUGAUCGUCGACAUCAACUUGCAUCAACCGGGAACGGCGUCCGCGGCCAACAACCUUGCGAGAUGUGGUAUGGGAGCUGCCUUUACCGCUUUUGCACAGCCUUUAGUAGGAGCCAUCGGAAUUGGGUGGGCGAGCACGGCAGUUGCGUUUUUGUGGGUUCUGACAUCGCCUUGUUUGUGGGCGGUCAUGGUUUGGGGUCCUAAGUGGCGUGCUGCGAAGAAACUGAAGUUGGAGCAGAAAGAGGUGAAGAAGUAA
Aureobasidium namibiae CBS 147.97 is the source of this 309-nucleotide messenger RNA. RefSeq lists its product as uncharacterized. The coding region runs from base 1 to 309 and encodes 102 amino acids. Lineage: Eukaryota; Fungi; Ascomycota; Dothideomycetes; Dothideales; Saccotheciaceae. Gene Ontology annotation, biological process: transmembrane transport. Gene Ontology annotation, molecular function: transmembrane transporter activity. The transcript has a single exon. The record is from RefSeq and is a predicted model, not a curated record.